This is a messenger RNA of Chilo suppressalis (striped riceborer), 607 nucleotides long. NCBI's taxonomy places the organism in Eukaryota, Metazoa, Arthropoda, Insecta, Lepidoptera, Crambidae. The record is from the annotation of a GenBank genome assembly.
GCUGCAUAGCCGGCACAAAUUAAACAAUUUCUAAUCUAAAUACACAAAAAUGGCAGAAAAGCUUGAAGAUCUCAAUCUUCCAAUGACUGUUGUCACCAGAAUAGUAAAAGAAGCCUUACCCGAAGGAGUUUCAAUAUCAAAAGAAGCGCGAACAGGUCUUGCAAAGGCUGCCUCAGUUUUCGUUUUAUACGUUACCUCUGCUGCAACAAAUAUAGUGAAAAAUAAGAAAAGAAAAGCUCUCACUGGCCAGGAUGUGUUAGAUGCUAUGAGGGACAUUGAGUUUGAUCGUUUUGUGGAGCCAUUAGGUGAAGCUUUUGAACAGUAUAAACAGGUGGCAUCGGUAAGGAAAUCUGGUGCAAACAAGAAAAAGGAAGAAGGUGACGAAGUGGAGAUUGUAGAGGACGAUUGAACAUAAAAUCGUGAUGUUAUUAUUAAAUUUUAGCUCCCAAGUGCUUAUUGUUUAGUAAAUUAAUUUAUAUUUGAAGCAUUUUUUUUUCUAAAGUUAUCUAAAUCAGUGAUACUCUGCCCUAAAAACAGGGAAGUUACUAAAAGGCCAGGCAAGCUUCAUGGGAUAUUCGUAUUUCUGUAGUAAUUUUCAAAUCACAAC